GUAUUCUCGUGCGCCUUGUUCAGUGUUGUUUUCUGCUGUUCCUGAGUUCGCUUGGGAACUAACUGCGGAGACUUAUCAGUCGCGCUCGGCGUUUAAAGCGUAGAGUUCGCAUACCGAUGUUCUACUUUUCUCGUUUUAUUACGGCAAAAAAGUUUUUCGCGUCCUGCUAGCGCGAGUUUCGCAUCGGAACUUUACUGUCCCACAACUUUAAUGAAUUGUCACCAUUUAUUCGUUGAUCAAAAUUAUCGUGUAAAAAAUUGAAUAAAAGUGAAGCGCGUCAACUAGCGUUUUUAGUGACUCUACUGGGUUGUUUAUUUUUAUUUUUUGUUUUUGUUGUUUUUGGAUUAUUUUUAAAAUCAAAAUUGUGGAGCUUAUUACUAUUAAUGAUCUCAUCAUACUGAAGAUAGUACAAAAAGCCAAGCCAAGGAUGCAACGGUAUCCAAUUCUACAUUGGUACAUCGAAGUUUCACCUCCCUGUUACGCCGCCCUCAGUUUCUCCUUCAAGAAAAUUAAGGGUGGUUAGAUCUUGAUCCAAUCCAAAAAACGGAUACGUAUAGAAAGACAUUUUUCUAAAUAACAGUUGCCUAAGUAACAGAAUUCAAAAACGAAACAAGAAAUCUCGCAGAAGUACUAUCAAUCCAUCAAAACGGCUCUACCGGAAUUAACCGAUCGAAAAUCAACGAAAAAACUUCGAAUUUCCCUGUGGAAAAAACAGAAAACCGCGGAGAAUAACCACUACAAGCACCACAACCAUCAAAAGUCCCGAACACGGUCGACCUCCCGUUCGGGCAUCAUUGGUAAAGCAUCGGGGGUGGCGGUAACUUUAAAAGAGUGGUGGCGUGAUGUGGGGCUCUGCCCCAGCCGCCCCACUGCUGCUCCACCACCGACGGCGAUAAGCGGGCGCGCCCCUAGAGUGAGAAGGGGCCCCCUGCGAUCCAUGGGCCAGUCGUUUAGCAUGUGCAAAUUUAAUAGUUGCAGACAUAAGAAGGGUCUUCAGCUAAGAAGUAGUAGCUGUACCGAAGGAACAGACGCGCGCAUGCCCGUCAGCGAUGGCCUGGCGCGCAACCAGCUUACCGGUACCAGUACAAACCAAUAUGAUCCAGAAUAUUCCCGUAUGGAGGCGUGGCUCGACGAGCAUCCCGACUUUGUUCAGGAUUACUUUCUUAGGAAAGCAACCAGACAGGUGGUCGACUCCUGGCUGCUAUCACACGCAACACCUGCCUCAUCCAGUGCGGAGCUCUCCUCUCCCACCCACGGUAUUCCCAGUGGAUCAUCAAGGGGUGGCUCCGGUGCUACCACCCCAGUACGGAAAAUAUCUGCACACGAAUUUGAAAGGGGAGGGCUACUUAAACCGAUGAUCAGCACGGUGGAUGGCCAACCAACUUUUUUAACAAGCACAACAGAAGAUCCUUCGGGGAGUCUCAUUACCUCCAGUCCCACGCCUAGUCGGAGACACAGGAGAAGUCGGCAUGAGUUAAGACAUUUGGAUGAAAAAGAACUCAUUUUUGAACUGGUAAAAGAUAUAUGCAAUGAAUUGGACAUAAGGUCGUUAUGUCACAAGAUCCUGCAAAAUGUAUCUAUGCUACUACAUGCAGAUAGAGGUUCUCUCUUUCUCGUGCAAGGAGAGAGAGGCGGCUGUACUCGUCAACAAAAUGGUGAACACUCGAAUAUCAGUAGAAGUAGAUGUUUGGUGUCAAAAUUAUUUGACGUUUGCUCUCGAAGCACCCUCAUGGAAAUGGAGAAAAAAGACGAAAUUCGAAUACCAUGGGGCACUGGCAUCGUCGGUUAUGUAGCAGAAAGUGGAGAACCUGUCAAUAUUCCUGAUGCAUACAAGGAUGACAGAUUUAACCACGAAAUUGACAACAGAACCGGAUACAAAACAAAAACCCUAUUAUGUAUGCCAAUUAAGGAUACCAAUGGAGAUGUGAUCGGAGUAGCACAAGUAAUUAAUAAAAUGGGAGAUCAACCAUUCACAAAGCAAGACGAAGAGGUUUUCUCGAGUUACUUGCAGUUUUGUGGUAUCGGGUUACGUAACGCACAUCUAUAUGAAAAAUCUCAAUUGGAAAUUAAGCGGAACCAGGUUCUUUUGGAUCUGGCCAGGAUGAUUUUUGAAGAGCAAAGCACGAUCGAGCAUGUCGUAUUUAGGAUUUUGACGCACACGCAGAGUUUGAUCCAGUGCCAAAGAGUACAGAUACUUCUGGUCCAUCAAGGCUCAAAAAUAAGCUUCUCAAGGGUGUUCGACUUUGAAGCCAGCGAUCUGAAUGAAGAAGAUGGUGAAUCAAGAACAAGCCCGUUCGAGAGCAGAUUUCCUAUCAACAUAGGCAUCACUGGCUAUGUGGCGACCACGGGAGAGACAGUUAACAUCGCACAAGCAGACGAAGAUCCCCGAUUCGAUCCGAGUGUAGACGAUGGCACCAACUUUAAACAUAAAACAAUCCUGUGCAUGGCUAUCAAGAAUUCUACCGGUAAUAUCAUCGGAGUCAUUCAGCUGAUUAACAAGUUUAAUGACCUUGUUUUUACUAAAAACGAUGAGAAUUUCGUGGAGGCUUUCGCAAUAUUUUGCGGCAUGGGAAUCCACAAUACGCACAUGUACGAAAAGGCAAUGGUGGCGAUUGCUAAGCAAAAUGUUACUUUGGAGGUGUUAUCUUACCAUGCCACCGCAAGUUUGGAAGAUGCACAAAAGCUACGGAGUUUACGGGUCCCUUCAGCAGCCAAUUUUAGACUGCACGACUUUGCGUUUGAUGAUAUCGACAUGACUGAUGAUGAUACUUUAACCGCAUGUAUAAGAAUGUUCCUUGAUCUUGAUCUAGUCGAAAGAUUUCACAUGGACUACGAAGUCCUGUGCCGAUGGUUGUGCUCAGUUAAGAAAAACUAUAGAAAUGUCACCUACCAUAACUGGAGACAUGCCUUUAACGUAGCCCAGAUGAUGUUUGCGAUUUUAACUGCCACCGGAUGGUGGAACAUAUUUGGAGAAAUCGAAUGCUUGGCUCUAUUAAUCGGAUGUCUAUGCCACGAUUUGGACCACAGAGGCACCAAUAAUUCAUUUCAAAUCAAAGCUUCAUCGCCAUUGGCACAACUUUACUCCACGUCCACAAUGGAACACCAUCACUUCGACCAAUGCAUCAUGAUCCUUAAUUCACCUGGGAAUCAACUUUUAAGCAAUUUGUCGCCAGAUGAAUAUUCCAGAGUUAUAAGAGUGUUAGAAGAGGCUAUUUUGUCAACUGAUUUAGCAGUUUAUUUUAGAAAACGUGGAGCUUUCUUUAAUGUAGUAAGAGAGGGACCACAUUGGGCCCUUGAAGAACAUAGAGAACUUCUCAGAGCUAUGUUAAUGACCGUUUGUGAUUUGGCUGCCAUUACAAAACCGUGGGAAAUCGAAAAAAGAGUGGCAGAGCUGGUUUCUUCGGAGUUUUUCGAACAAGGAGAUAUCGAGAGGGAGAAACUGAAUAUUACACCUAUUGACAUUAUGAAUAGGGAAAAGGAGGACCAACUACCGCUAAUGCAAGUCGGGUUUAUUGAUUCUAUCUGCCUUCCAAUUUAUGAGGCCUUCGAAGUACUUUCAGACAAGCUACAACCCUUAGUAGAUGGAGUGCGCCAAAACAAAGAAAAAUGGAUGGAAAUAGCGAGAGCUAACAGUCUGGUGAGCUCCGAAGAGAUGGAAGAAAAAGACAACAAUGAUAAUUUGUCAAAACCAACCACUCCCGAGGCGCAAAAUGGCAACGUCAGCGCUUUGGAAAACAAUUGUAAUAGCUGUUCAUCUAUUUCCGAUUAAAUAUGAUUGUUAAAAUCAUUAUAAUGUUUUUAAAGCAUGAGGCAGAAGGUCUGAACAAGCUAUAAACUGGACAUAUUGAUAUUUCUUUAUUGCUGUCUGUAACUGAUAAUAGUUCUGAAACAUAGCAACAAGCAUAAAUAUAUCCAGAAGCUGUUAAUUAUAUUACAUUUUUAAUUGCAGUAUUAGUAAAUGUUUGUACAGGCCAAACUAAACUUUGGACUUUGGACGCAUAAAUAAAACAAAGACUAGAUAAAGUAGGGAAAAAUGCACUGCAAUAUAUUUGUUGUUUAUUUAAUUUUAAACCCUAUACUAAUUUUCUUCAGCAAACUAAUGUUAAUUAAUUAAUUAAUUAAUUGUUCCUAGUUAAAUUAUUUUUAGUUACUUAUCUGACCUCGUAAUUAGUACGGACUAUAAGUUAAAAACAACAAAAUUUGUUUACAAAAUACGAAGAAAGCCACUAAAUAUUAGAUGUUUAAAUUAUUUUUUUUACUGAUUAGCAUUGUGUUAAAUUGCAGUAUGCACUCAAAUUAUAUAAAAUGUGGUUCCCGUUGUAUACUGAAUAAAGCAAAGUGUACAUAUAGGUGUAGAUAACUUUUAAGUAUAUUUAUUAAUAAAUUAGAAACUUAGCGACGCUUAUAGAAAAUAUUUACAAUAAUAAUAUAUUAUUAUAAUACUGAAAAGUAUAGAACCGUUUUUUUUCUUUUUCAUAAUUUAGCAUAAUUUUAAAAUAUAGUUUUUGAAAUGUUAUUAAAAAAGCAAAGCGUUUAAAAGGAAUUUUUUUAAUAGUAAAUGCAAUAUUUUAUUAUGAUUUUCUAAAUUAGUUCUGUGCUUUUCAGUGUUUUUUUUAUUUAUCGGUUGUGUUAAAAAAAUUAUAUUUUUUUACAAAAAUAGUUGCAAAGUUGUCACAUACCUUACUGUAAGUUUAAGGAUCCAAUUAGCAUAAUAAAUUACAUUAGUUUAUAGUUAUUUAUUUUGUAAAAUCUCAAAUUAUUUAUUUAGUUUUUAGUUAAUAAUUUAGCUCUCUCUGUUUCACUUUUUUUACCAUUGAAAGUAUUUGCAAAAAUGUCUGUCUUGGGUUACCAUGCUUAAAUUCACAAUAAUUGUUUCAAAUGCAAUUCUUCGACUUACCUGAAAGUACUUAAAUAUUUUAUAUAUAUUGUAAUUUCAGAGCUCUUAAGGUAUAGUUGUAAAAGCAUUUUUGCAAAAACUAAUAUUAAUAUUUCUUAAUUAAACAAAAAGAUUUUUGUGUCUGUUUGUGAUAUUUCCAUACUCUGUCAGAAACGUCGAAAUUUUUUGACAGACGCCGUAUUUAAAUAUGGUAUUAAAACUACUUGAACCAAAGUGUAUUUUAUCAUAAUUAGAAAAGGUUAGUUGAUAUGACUUGUAAUUUAAGCCUAUAGGAGAAAGUGUGAUAUGUAGAUUGUAUGUUUUAUUAUUAUAAGGAUGGUUGGGGCUGUAGAAUUCUUUAACGCCAAUUGUUUCUAAAAAACAAUGUUUGUUGAAAAUUAUGCACAAGGAAAAAGUCGUUUUUAUAAACCUGGAAAGAAAUGUUUUUUAAUGUUCUUCGCUUUAUUCUGAUUUUUUUUUAUCAUCUCAUAGCUUUAAAUAUUCGCAAAAUCAUUUCUCACCCUGAAUAAAUCUAAAUCAUAAUUUAUUUGCGAAUCCUUUACAUAUUUAUGAAUAUCCAUAUAUAUGUACACUAAGUUUUUAUUUUCCUCGUUCUUAUUUACUGCAUAUAUAUUACUUAGUAUAUAUACUUAUACUUGUUUUGAUUUCUUACUUUUAAAACGUCCUUUUGUAAACUAUUAUCUGUACAUACAUUCUAUUGUAAAAAAAUUACCGUAAUAAAAAAUAAUAUAUUUAUCAAUUAUUUGCAGAAGA
Anthonomus grandis grandis is the source of this 5650-nucleotide messenger RNA. Its product is annotated as dual 3',5'-cyclic-AMP and -GMP phosphodiesterase 11. The record is from RefSeq and is a predicted model, not a curated record. Gene Ontology annotation, molecular function: protein binding; 3',5'-cyclic-AMP phosphodiesterase activity; 3',5'-cyclic-GMP phosphodiesterase activity. NCBI's taxonomy places the organism in Eukaryota, Metazoa, Arthropoda, Insecta, Coleoptera, Curculionidae. The transcript is spliced from 19 exons. Bases 938 to 3769 code for a protein of 943 amino acids. Gene Ontology annotation, biological process: signal transduction.